AUAAAAAUCAAUGAAAUGUCUAAAACGCAAAGUUCCGUAUCAGAGGAUAAAUCCAAAAGUAGUGAUGAACUCAAAACUAAAAACAAAGAUAAAAGUGUUGAUAAAAAAGAUGAUGAAAGCAAAGUCAAAGCUCAAAGUCAGAGCAAAGAAUGUCGAGAUGUCGAUGAAGACAAAGAUAAAGACAAAGAUAAAGAUAAAGAUAAAGACAAGACAUUUAAAUUGCCGGAUAAUGACAUCAAUUUGCUAAAGCAAAAGAACUAUACCAUUGGUGAUGCCAUCAGCAGCGGUACAUUUUCGACGGUAUGCAAAGCUUUUAAGACAACUGAUAAGGAAAAGGAGACGAUUGCCGUUAAGAUUAUUAACAUAGAGAAGUGUUCGGAAGAUGUCAAGAAGAAGUUCAUUCCUCGAGAGUUAUACGCUAUGACUAAACUAAAGCACCCGAACAUCAUUGCUGUGCUCAACAUUUUUACUAUCACUAAUAGAGUCUAUGUGUUUAUGGAGUUGGCUCAGGGAGGUGAUAUUCUGGAUCUGCUUAAAAAGGAGACAUUAGGCGAAACAAAGACAAAGUGUUUAUAUAAAGGGUUGGCCGAAGCCAUCAAAUAUAUUCAUUCAAAAGGUUUUGCUCACAGAGACAUCAAAUGUGAGAAUUGUUUAUUAAAUAAAGAGCGAACAGUCGUCAAAAUCGGUGAUUUCGGGUUUUCGAGGACUUGUUUCGACACUACAACCGGACAGAGAGUAUUGAGUACAACAUAUUGUGGAAGUAUUGCUUACGCGGCUCCAGAAAUCUUAAGCGCAGAACCGUAUAAUGCAAUGAUUAGCGAUGUCUGGUCUAUGGGUAUUGUACUCUAUGUUAUGGUUGAGAAAGAUUUACCUUUUGAUGACAAAGACAUGAAAAAAAUGAUCAAAUUUCAGAAAAACUGUAAAUACGGUUUGAAUGACAAGCUAUCGGAUAAUUUUAAGGAUCUGAUUCGCAAACAUCUCGAACCGGAUCCCAAAAAGAGAUACACAAUAAGUCAAGUAUUGGAUCACAAAUGGUUUAAAUGA
This is a messenger RNA of Oppia nitens, 1044 nucleotides long. Its product is annotated as testis-specific serine/threonine-protein kinase 3-like. Gene Ontology annotation, cellular component: cytoplasm. The record is from RefSeq and is a predicted model, not a curated record. Gene Ontology annotation, molecular function: protein serine/threonine kinase activity; ATP binding; tau-protein kinase activity. The transcript has a single exon. Gene Ontology annotation, biological process: protein phosphorylation; intracellular signal transduction; microtubule cytoskeleton organization. NCBI's taxonomy places the organism in Eukaryota, Metazoa, Arthropoda, Arachnida, Sarcoptiformes, Oppiidae. The coding region runs from base 16 to 1044 and encodes 342 amino acids.